CGCAGGCGCACAUCGGCCUUAGAGACGAAUUGGGAAGCUGAGUGCAAUCAGGAGCCGGCGCUAUGGCGGAGACAGAUCCCAAAACUGUACAGGACCUGACCGCUGUGGUUCAGACACUUCUUCAGCAGAUGCAGGACAAGUUUCAGACCAUGUCAGACCAGAUAAUUGGCCGAAUUGAUGAUAUGAGCAGUCGCAUCGAUGAUCUGGAGAAAAACAUUGCUGACCUUAUGACCCAAGCAGGGGUAGAAGAAAUAGAAGGGGAAAACAAAGUACCUGCUACACGUAAUAGUUAAAGGUUUUGUUAAUCAUUUAGAGUGAAUUCUGGAAAAUGUUUUUUUUUACAAGCCAAGAGGUGAACGAACAGCUUUUCUCAACUAACUACUGUGUGCAAACAUUUUUUUAUUCUAAAGCUUGUAUCCCUAGAAUAUGCAGUUUAGUUGGGUUUCAAGGUGAUUUAUUUUUUGAUUUCUUGUAUGUGGUAGCUUCAUAAUAUAUGACAAAAUGUGUAAACAGUUAGUAAACUGAAAUUCUGACUACUCUUGGCUAAAAUUUUAAAAAUUUUUGGUGCAUUUAUUGUCGAGUCAUUUGUUGUUCCUUUUGUAGUAGUUUCAGUUUAACAACAAAUUGCUGUGAGUUUUUUUAAAGAAAUGUAUUAAUUUUUUCAACUGUUAUUAGACUCUCUUUGUGAAGUAAAACACCUAGAGUCUAUAGUUUGUAAUUCUCAGCACAAAAUUACUGUUGUACUAAUAACAAAUAAAUGGUAUGUUGACCAUAUUUUUAAAGCAGACAAAAAAAUUUGAGCAUUUUGUAUUUAGAUGUCUGUCAUUGCUGUGUUUCCGUGAUUGAGAACUAGACAUAAGAUUCUACUGUAAAAAGCCCUACAAAGGAGCUGAAAUUGGUGGACAGUAACUACUGCCACUUUUUAAUACACUAGAGGAUUUGGAUAGUGAUAACAUCUCAAUUCCUCACAAAUACUAGGGACAGAAAAUAACCUAUAAAGAUGAAUUACAUUCACUGGUUAGAAUUUUGUGUGUCAUAACACUUCAGUAAUUAGUUAUAACAUCAGAAGUGCUCAUUUUAAGAACCUGAGGGGGUUUUAAAAUCCACCUACUCUGUAUUUAUCUGUGCUACUGAUUUUAAAAAGCAUUUGUCAGUUAGAAGAAAAAGCAAGUGGCCAUUGUAAAUCCUUGUUCACUUGCUACUUACUGACUGAUAAAUGCCCUUAUUAUAAGCUUGGAUUUUUUAAAAAAAAUUGUGGGUGUUGUUGUUUACCUUUUUUCUUACCUAAAUGCUUGCAGUAUAACACUUUUGUAAUAGAUUUAGGUGGAAUGGAAAAUACCAAACAUUUUCAUCAUGGCAUAUUCUGUGUUUUAAUUAAGAGGUGAGGGACACAGUUUGGACACCCAGAUGACUGAUUCAUGAAAUUGCUCCUGUAUUUUAAAAAAAAAAAUUAAGGUCAAGAUAAAGCUGAAGGAUGAUAUAGAGGUAGAGGGCCAUUUUUCCUGGAGAGGAACUUUUAAGUGUAUAUUUUGUGAUUGUAGGAAAAAAUUUCUGUACCACAAGACAGUUUAUUGUAUUGUUAUAAAUAUGGAAUAAAGCUAUGAAAUAACA
Molecule: messenger RNA, 1611 nt
Organism: Vombatus ursinus (common wombat)
Lineage: Eukaryota; Metazoa; Chordata; Mammalia; Diprotodontia; Vombatidae
Gene: HSBP1
Product: heat shock factor binding protein 1
Exons: 4
Coding region: 63-293 (76 amino acids)
Biological process (GO): cellular heat acclimation
Cellular component (GO): nucleus; cytosol
Molecular function (GO): transcription corepressor activity
Source: RefSeq, a predicted model, not a curated record